GAGGAUCGUUUCCUCUGCGGAAUUUCCAUUUCCCUCUUUUUCUCUGAAUGAAGUUUCGAGCCAAUUUCUUGUUGGAACACAAGCUUGGAGCAGCAAAUGCAUGGAAUGGUGAAAUAUAAGUCAGCUAAUCUGUAGCAGGAAUGAAGGCGAGGAUCGUUUUAAGGAAGAUUUAUGACUACGUUCGGUAUGAUUUGAAGGAAAUUGCAUUUCCUUCGUCGUUGCCGGAUCCUCCGCAUUCAAAGAAGCGUCGAAAGCUUACAUGGCAUGAACGAUUCUUGGUGUUGAAGGAGGCUUCCAGGUUAUAUGCUGCAAGCUGGGUGCGGGACAUUGGUCCUGAACUGCGACCAAAUGACUAUAAGGUGGAAGAAAGCGAAAACAAAAAGAAUUCAGCAAAAAGUGCACCUAAGGAGAAAGAACCUUCAACACUGGAAGAUCUGGCCGUGGCUGCAAGAGGAGGAAUGGAAACAUUAAAACCAGCUUUGCAGCGGGUGUAUAUGACUAAAGCUUCUGCAUAUAGAGACGCUCUGAAAAAUUUUAUAGAUGGCUAUCAAGAAGGUAUUCAGCAAGUCAUGGAGAAAAAGGAAAUUUCUGAUUCCCAGAAGGGAAGCGAAAAAAUGAAAUAAAAAUUUCUGAUCGUAUUUAUGUUUUAUGUAAAAGCUACAGAAUUGUGACUACACUAGUUUAGAGGAUUGGGCAGUUCAGUUUCUAGUUGUAAAAAUUGGUUAAGAUUUUUUGUGUCGUUUCCGCGGUGCAAUUUGAAAUUCAUACUGUUUUAAGCACCACCUAUUUAUUCACACGAACACACACGGUCAUAAGAAAAGGGUAGCAAAUUCAACCUUUAUGUUCCCUACAGAACUAGUUGCAUGAUUUUUUUUUAAUUUUAGUAUUAUUAUUAUUUCCCCUACUAGUGUCAGUUAUUUUGGAGUUCUUAGUGACUUAAAUUGCUUACAAGAAGGCAUGGAGAUAUUAGUGUGAAGGAAGCUGUUUUUGGCUGCUAAAUGAAUAAUUCAGCAGUUCUUUUCUUGUUUCUACCUAUGUGGUCUUCCUUUGGGACUCUCAAGGCCUUUUAUCCUUCGUCCUUUUGGAAGUUGGAUUGUUGGUCCAAACUUACUCCUGGCACAUUUGAGAAAAUGUGUGAAAUUCGCAAAAGACCACAGGGACAUAACUUCUGCUCCCAUAAGGUUUGGUUUACCAUUUAUCUCAAAGUUGGAUAAUUUUUCCUAACACUUCAGGCAUGAAUUGUACAUUGCAUCUGGCCCCUGCGUUCACGUUAAUAACACUCUGGCUUUUCAAUUAUGUCUUGAGGUAUCUGCAUGGUGGAUUGAGUUUCCAGUGCAACCAUAACUCUUUAUUUUGACAAGAAAGAGUUGAACGCUGAUUUUGCAAAUUGAGAAAGAAACGUAGUGGCAGAGUUAGGUCAUAAGAUGCUGUGGAGAUGCUCAAGUACAUUUUAUUAUGGUGGGAGGGAAGGUUGAAAAUGACUGGCAUGAAGGGCCCAUUUAUAAUUGGGUUCUUGUUAUUAACAAAUGAGCUCCCAAUGUCGAGCUACAAUUUGACUUUCCCAACGAAGCCUGAAUUGUUGAAAACUAAUGAGGGUAUUCUUGAGGCGCAAAUGAUCUGAUCGAUGAAAAGAUGAAGUGGAAUGGACCGUGGACGAAUUAUCACUAGCUGUUACUAUAUGUGUACUGUACUUAGUCAGCAUAAUUGAGUUAUGCUUGCCCAACAUAUCCCUAAAGUAGAGUCUUUUCAUUCUUUGAUAAGCCAUUUCUUCAAUGCAAAUGAUAGCUUGCACACAUCUGGGGACCCCCACUAUCAAAGCCACUGAUGGAGAUUAGAAAAUCAUCAACCAGAGAGGUCAAUGGCUACCUCUUUUGUCCGAACAUUUAUGGGCCUCGCUAGCAAGAUCUCCUUAUCUUUUCAUCAUUCGCACAGGGGCAGACAUGGCAUGAAAUGAACAUCCUCUCGAUAAGCAGAGCAGAUUAGAUCACAGAUGGAUUCACAGAAAAAGAUUGAAAGGACACGACAAUUGUGAGGUAAAUGCUUAUAUAAUUGAGGUGUGAAAGAAAGGUUAGAUUUUGCUAAGACUUAUAAAAGAUAGUAGUAGGGGUAGAGGUAGGCUAGUACGAUGGGACUGCCACCGAUCCAUCCAAUCCCACCCACUCAAAUAAAGCAUUAGCCUCUCCCAUACCCUCUCCCCGUGUUCCAUUAGUCAUAAUUUGAGCCUCUCUCAAAAAUCUUGAGCCAGAAUCUCAACAGUAGUAAAGUAAAUUCCUCAUUCCUGAUCUUCAACGGCCCUAGUUUCCGAUUUGCAUGUUUGACGUCAGCCCUUGCUAGCUUUCUUCUUGGACCCCACUUCUUUUUCUCUCCACACCCAACACAUACUUAUCUGUGAUCUCUGUUCACCUUCCCCCACCUCUGACCUCGGGAACUCGGCCAGAAAAUCUGGGAUUUCCCUUUUUUUUUUUUUUUUUUCCCUCUAUUCUAUCUCCCCUUCUUUUUUAUUUGAUGGGGCGACCCUUCCCAAGCGAACUGGUGGGGGAUUUUAAUUAUGAAAGAUAAAAAAGUGGGUUUUGCGGUACAGGGACGUCACAUCCACACAUCUCUAUCCUUGAUAUUUCGUCUGCUUGACAUCUUGUGGGAAAGUGAAAUCCUGUUAGAACCACAUUUUAGGCUCCCUUAAAAUGAUCUGUUACAGACUAUAGAUAAACAAAAAGAAAAUUCUUCAGACAGGAUUUGCAGAAUUUUAGCCGAACUAAGUAGUUGUUAAGACGAAAAAGAAAAGAAAACUUAAAAAUUAGAAACUUAUAAAUAGAUGUACAAAAAGAGCAGUAAAAACUGAAUAGGUUUAAGUCCAUACAGUGUAGGCUUCUAAGAAAGGAAGGUUUUGAAUUUUUAGUGGAAGUGAUGUCUGAAGGUGAAGGCAGAGAGUGACCUUAAGUUUCAGAGGUUUGGUUUAUUUGUGCAGAGUUUAUGGUCCGAUAUUAUUUCCCCCUUGCUGUCAAUGUACGAUGUCCCCCUCACCAUCUGGAAACCUACCAUUUUCUCUUUCUUUCCCUUUUCUUUUCUUCUGUCUUACCAAUCUCCUCAUAAAAAUACAUACGUUUCUAGCAUUUUCAUA
This is a messenger RNA of Cucurbita pepo subsp. pepo (vegetable marrow), 3118 nucleotides long. The record is from RefSeq and is a predicted model, not a curated record. Lineage: Eukaryota; Viridiplantae; Streptophyta; Magnoliopsida; Cucurbitales; Cucurbitaceae.